Molecule: messenger RNA, 460 nt
Organism: Camponotus floridanus (Florida carpenter ant)
Lineage: Eukaryota; Metazoa; Arthropoda; Insecta; Hymenoptera; Formicidae
Exons: 4
Coding region: 56-415 (119 amino acids)
Molecular function (GO): RNA binding
Source: RefSeq, a predicted model, not a curated record
ACUAUUUCUAAAAAACUUAGUAUUUUUAAAUUGUGUUAUAUUUUCUCUUGAAGAUAUGAUGAUGCAGUUACGUAUAUUUUUAUAUAUAUUUUUAUUAAUGUUCUUCGUCGGAAUCGUCUUGGGAAAGGGGGAAUACGGAAAAUAUGCAUUUGAAGAAAUAUUGAAAAGAGAAUCGAGAGAUAUAAGUGAGAAAAAUUCGAAUUAUGUAGCUUUUCCUGGGUUUUAUUUAUAUCAAUUUUUAUAUCAAUUUUUAUAUCAAUUUUUAUACAUCCUAAAAAUUGGAACUGCAUUAUGCAACAAUGAAGAAUUGGCUCCUUUUGUAAAGGACUGGGAAAUAUGUAAGGUGGCUAAUUAUCUCAAUGAUACAUUCUGUCAACACUUUCAAGUCAAAGAAUAUUUGGAUUCAAAAAAUUAAUUUGGAGUAAAAAGCAGCUAUGAAAGUUAUAAUCAUAAGUUUUAG